UAAAAAAAAAAAAUAGGAACGAAGGUGUUGUAUGAAUGCUCUACAUUUUUUUUUUCAUUAGAAACUCAUGAACUCUUAUGGUUAGAUAAACUAGGUUAUCUAGCAGAGUUACGUCUGAAGCAAGCAGACAUUGUGGGAAAUGUAUCAGUCGGAAGACUAGCCUUGGAACAAUAACAUCAACCAGAUGGGAAACAGCAGACAAAGGAGUGCAAAGGAAGCUAGUGCAAAACGACGUUUGAGUGAUGGAGGAAGAAUCAAGAAUGGUUUAAGCAGUAGGCAUGAAGAAACGAGGAAGGUGGGUGAAUUGGGAAGCAGCAAGGCAGCGGAAAGUGACCUGGGAUGACAUAUGGUCGAUGGAGCCAAACAGAUUGCCGUUCCUCCUCAGAUCAGUAUAUGACGUGCUACUAAGCCCAACAAAUUUGGCAAUAUAGGGCUUAUCUGGUGAACCAAAUUGCUGGAAAACCAGCAAAGGAGCAUAUAUUGUCAUCAUGCUCCGUGGCAUUGUCUGAAGGCCGGUGUACAUGGCGGCAUGACCAGAUAAUUUCGGUACUUUCAGACUCUCUCGAGAAAAAAAAAACAGGAAAAGACCACCACCAAAGGACAAGCGGCUCAAGUUAAUCAACUUUGUUAGAGCAGGAGAGAGGGAGAAGAGUUGCAGCACUGCAUGGGGAGGGUAGAGGACUUCUUGGCACGACAGGAGACUGGCAAAUGCGAGCGGACAUGAAGACCAGAAUGCAAUUCCUUACAAGCAACUUGACGUAGUGAUCUGGUCUCCGUCAAGUAGGCAGGUCAUUAUAGUGGAGCUGACAGUUCCUUGGGAGGAGAGAAUGGAAGACGCAUAUGAGCGGGAAAUGGGAAAAUAUCAGGAGCUUGUGGCAGAUAUUGUCAGGAGAGAGGGUGAUCAAAAGUAUGGUGUUUCCCAGUGGAGGUUGGCGUGCGGGGCUUUGUUGGACAAUACUUGUGGCGAGCCCUGAGAGUCAUUGGGUUAUUGGGUUGGAAAGAAGAUAGCUCAUAGGACGACUAAGCAGAGAGGUAGAAAUGGCAUCGCUAUGGUUAUGGAGAAGAAGAGAGGGACAGUGGGGAAAACAGUGAGAGACAAUUGUGAAUGUAAGAUCGGUACACAUGCGGAUAGCUGAAUGGUCCCGGGCUGGGUGCUGAUCACCCCAGUCGGCUCACCUCUGGAGGUUGUGGACAGCGCCAAAACAACCGAGGAAGGAGGAUCCACCUGAUGACGGGAUCAUCACGCAUCUAUACCACCAAGAAGUUUACAGAAUAUUUUUACUCCAAUGGAGAAGAUCCCACUCAUGAUUAGAACAGAUAAGAAAUUAAAUGAAAAUACUUUCGGCAAGCUAAGUCUGGAACUCUCUCUCAAUAUAAGAGGUGAAAUAAGUAUUCUCUGAAGGUAUAUAUUCUGGUAAGCGGUUAGCUGCGAUCGAUAUGCUCAUAAUGUCUAUCGGGUGAGACAAUGUUUAUACAUAACAUUUUUCACGUUCAAUCAUUGAUACUGGGAAACUUGAAGAACACAGAAGUUUUUGCAUUUGAUGCAUUUGAAAAAGUUGUUUGUGGUUUUUCAUUAUGAAAUUUGGAUAAAUACAAUGUUAGAUUGGAAGACCAUAAAGCCAUGCAGCUAGCUUGUUUUUAAUCUUCAAAAGUUCAUCUGACGUUAACACCAAAAGCGUGUGCAAUUUUCUCCACAGCCUUAUUUUUAAUUACUGAAGUAAAAAGUGGAUAAACGGGGAAAUUGUCUUCUUGUGAAGGACUGAAAAUUUAUUUGUAUAUAUUUUUUCCUGUUUCUCUCUGUUCCUUUCUGAUUCAUGGGGGUUGUAAGUUGGAAUUCGUUGGACGCCAAUAUGACCACAGACGUUACGAAACAUCACACUGAGAGUCCACUGUUUUUCGUGUUUGCCAUCGCAUACUUUGUCUCGGCCAUGGGCAAUGUGUUGGGAUUUUUCGUUUUGAUGAAGUGUAAAAAGCUUCCGUUGCAGAUCAAAGUGUUGUCCAUCAAUAUGAUUGUUCCUGAUUUUCUUCUGGGCAGCGCCACUGGCAUCGCCUAUGGCAUUCAGUAUGUCUACCCAUUGUCGACAGGGGGCGCAGCAAUUUGUCACGCCAUUUUCGACACAUUGACAACUUUGUCAAUUCUAAACAUCACAGCUUUUGGAGUGGACCGUUUUCUUAGUUUGAAAUUUGCCUUGAAAUACCAGAUUUACACUACGAAAGAGCGAAUGAUAGCCAUGUGUGUGAUAAUGUGGCUUUUUAGCAUCACAUCCGCCGUGAUGAUUCAACUUUUAAAAUCUAAUAAAGCUCUUUUGUUUAAAAUCAUUAUUCGCAGUGUGUUCCUAUCCAUUUAUGUCUUCUCAUAUUUAAUGAUUUUACAUAUGUACCGGAUACAUAACAAGAAAAUCAACGACCUUCAAUCCCUGUCCGCCUCUAGAAUAAUCCACGACCAGAUGAUAUUCAGCAGAAAAAUCGUCCUCAUAACUGGUCCCCAUUUCGUCUUGUACAUCCUGGCAAUUAUAAUUCAUGUCAUCAUGUGCUUCGCCACAGACAUUCCAAUAUGGCAUAUGGAAAUGGUAGUUCUCGGCAUAACUGUAACAACCAUCUUCAUAAACCCUAUUCUGUAUAUCUGGCGUUUCCGAGAGUGCAGAAUUCAGCUUCUUCUGAUGAUUUGUAUCUGUAAUAGAACACGCAGGGAGAAAUUGUUAACAGAGAGAAACAUACUGUAUCAACCGUUUCUGGAAGUUCAACCAAAGGAGACAUCAGACAAAACGCAAGUGAUCUCGACUCACAUGUAACCUUAAUGUGCUUCAUGUCGAUUCUUUAAAUUGAUUUGUCGUGUCCUUCAUGAUCAGAGAUUGUCGAAGAAAAUGUCAACUCCACACAAUAAAAUAAACCUAUUUUAUUGUUUCUGAAAGGUGAUGGGGAAAAAAAACACAGGCGUUUUCCAUAUAUUGGAUGUGAAAUUUUCAAGAAUCAUGCCAAUACUGCGUCGGUGUACAUUUAUUAGUUUUUGAGACAGACGUUCUUUUAAACGAUAACCAAUAAGGCUUUGUCAAAACGCUAUUAUUAAGUAUUUUUUGAUCUUGAAGAGUAUUGCAUUUUGAAUUGUUAUUAAAGUUAUUUAUGUAUGAUUUGCUUAUGUUCAACACCUGGCUGUAUUUUUGUCAGCUCCGAUCCUUGAUGCAGGAUUAAAAGAACAGAAAGCAGCGACUAUCCGAUAAAAGCCGCAAUUUUAUCUAUUAUCAUCAUUAGAGUGGCAAAUAAGACGACAAUUGCCUCUCUAAUAGCAAACAGUAAAACAUAACAUCUAUAAAGGUCUGCAUGCGCACCUUGUAAACAAAUGUUUAUUUUGAGUAGACUUGUGAUUUAAUCGGAUAGUGCAUAUAAUUCUCCAUUUUGUUUGUCUGACAAAAUUAACUCGACGACCUAUGUUUCUUCGACCCUUACAGUAUAUUGUUUUAACAUCGAUUUGUAUCAUUGAGUCCUAGUGCACUCGAGGAUGUCACCGACCCAAUCGUGGGGGAGGAAAUGCAGUCUGGGGGCGCUCGAAAGACUACUCAUUCGGCAACCUAUUAUUAUUCAUAUUAUUAAAUAUUAUGAGUCAGUUGCGAGUGUGCUCCAAACUAAUUAAAGACGUGCAAUUAAUUAACACUCUCGUUUACUGUUGAUCCCCGUUCCUCGCCUCCUUGCAAUAGGUUAACCAGUCCCAUCCCCGAUAUUAGUUUUACCUCCCCCGUUGCAUGUAUCAAACCAAGUCUAAACUUGGAACCAUUUUUAACAAUUGCAUAGAAAAUAAUGUAUACUAGUUAGUAUUUCAGGUCUGAUCUGUUCUUUUAUUGAUUAUUGAAUAUUGUACGUCUUUUAAUGCUAUGAACAAGCCAAACUUACUGAGCACAAUAAAUUUUUA
Messenger RNA from Magallana angulata, 3904 nucleotides. Its product is annotated as melanocortin receptor 5-like. The record is from RefSeq and is a predicted model, not a curated record. The transcript is spliced from 4 exons. NCBI's taxonomy places the organism in Eukaryota, Metazoa, Mollusca, Bivalvia, Ostreida, Ostreidae. Gene Ontology annotation, molecular function: G protein-coupled receptor activity. The coding region runs from base 1815 to 2792 and encodes 325 amino acids. Gene Ontology annotation, cellular component: membrane. Gene Ontology annotation, biological process: G protein-coupled receptor signaling pathway.